Messenger RNA from Scylla paramamosain (green mud crab), 4093 nucleotides. RefSeq names its product mucin-2-like. NCBI's taxonomy places the organism in Eukaryota, Metazoa, Arthropoda, Malacostraca, Decapoda, Portunidae. The coding region runs from base 293 to 3613 and encodes 1106 amino acids. The record is from RefSeq and is a predicted model, not a curated record. The transcript has 6 exons.
GGCAGUCGGGAGAGAGUGAAGCGAGAAGCAAGUCUGGCGGUAGAACCCAGGAAAGGUUUCAUAAUAUGGGAACACUGUCUUCUUUCUCGACUCCCGUGGCAGAGAGAUACUAAUGAUUCUUCGUUAAUUGCGCGCUGAACGUGUAAUUUCAAGUUCCUGUCGCCGGCGAAGGAAGGAGGGGGAGGAGGUGGUGGUGGUGGUGGAAGAGGAAGGACAGACAAGGACAGUCAAAGGGAAUAUUGAACUUUAGGAAGAAGGAAAUAUCGGUUGUGGAUAUCUUGGAGCUUUUGAAAUGCAGGGGCGGCGGCGGCGGUGGUGGUGGUGGGCGGUGGUGGUGGCUGUGGCAGCGACGGUGACAGGCGAGGGCUCCAGUGUGGGGGGGCGGCACUCCCAGGCACCAUACCACGCCCCCUCCCUCUCCCGACCUCUGAAGCCUCUAGACCACGCUCGCCCUCCAGACACCGAGACAGAGAGCCACACGAGCCCCAAGGAAGUGACACCUUUCCACCUUCCUCCGAGAACCUGGAAGUAUCUUAUCGACUCCUCCUUUUGGAAAAACCUCAAAGGCCGCCUUGGGGUGCCUCUUGAAGACACGUAUUUGAAUCCUGGACCCAUUGGCGACUUGCUGGAACAUUUUAAAACGGAAGACACUGUAAGAAAAGAAAAACGAAAGCGUAAGGAGGAUGAAGAGUCACUGGAACACGCUGGGACGCAAGACACCAUAAGGGAAAGGAAAGAAAAGGAAGAAAAGGGACAUUCGCUGGAACACACUCAGACAACACAUGACAAAGUAAGGAAAACAAUAGAAAAACUGCAGUAUGCUGACAAAGAGAAUGAACUGGAACACUCCAGGAAGACACAAGAGAACAUCGUAGAGAAAAGAAAAGAAAAACGGAAUCAUGAAGAAAAACAUCACUCGCUGAAACUUUCUAAGAAGACGCAAGACACGAUAAGGAAAAGAAAGGAAAAAGAAAAGCAUGGAAACAGGGACAACAAACUGGAAAAUAAGAAGAAAACGCAAGACACCAGAAGCUUAGGAAAAGAAACACUGAAUACAGACACAGAGAAAAAAGAGAAUGACGGAAAGGACUCUUCUCCCCUCCCUCACUCCGCCAUCGACCACCCCCUAAGGAAAGACGCUCAGGGGAAGGUCGUCAGCCGCCGCGCCAGGGCCAUCAAUGCUCGCGUCGCCUCUUUCACCAACCUCCCCGCCGAGCACCGCGGUUCCCUGCUUGACCUGCCCGCGGAGCACAAGGACAGUCCGCCCCUCAUACCCUUCAUACCACCCAACCCACACCAGCCGCCCCAGCCACCCGCACCCGCUCCCGCCCCGUACCAGUACCACCACCACGACCACAAGACAGGAGUGUACGUGUUUGGCUACGGCGAUGGGCAGCAGUGGCGUCACGAGGAGCGGGGUCCCAAGGGGCAGGUGCGCGGGGGUUACGGCUGGAGGGACGAGAGGGGGAAGAACCAUGUCACACACUUCGUCGCCGAUACCAGUGGCUACCGCGUGGUCCCCCGAAACAAGCAGGUUUGGAUAUUUGGCCCUCCGUCUAACCCUUUUUCCUCCUCCUCGUCCUUCUCCUCCCCCUCGCCCCCUGCCUCCUCUUUCCUCCUCCGCGCUGAGCCGUUGUCUGCAAACCAGUUGGCUACGUACCACCUUGCCUCCCCUCCACCACUACCUUCCACGUCACUCACACCACUGACCUCCACCACCCCCACCACCACCCCCACUACCACCACCACCACCACUACCAAGCCAUCCACCAUUCCUUCUACUACUACCAAACAGCCUACUACUGCCACUUCUACUACUACUACUACUACUACUAGCACACGACCUCCUACUACUACUACUUCUACUACCACUAGCAAACGAGCUCCUACAACUACUACUACGACUACUAGUACUACUACUACUGCUCCUCCUCCUCCUACUACUACUACUACUACGACUACUAAACGGCCCACCACCACUACGACUACUACUACGGAACCGUAUCCUGAAAUUUCUACAACUACUUCUACUACUUCUAAUGCCAAACGAUCUCCUAGUACAACAACAAAUGCUGCUACUAUUACUUCUGCCACUGCAUCACCACCACCAACAAAGAGUACCACAACUACCACCACACCACAUUCCACCACCUCCACUUCUACUACUACCACAACUAUUACUACCAGCACCACGCCAUCCACCACUACAACUACAACUUCUACACCACCACCUACCACCACAACAGAGCCAACUACAACACCAUCCACAUCUACCACUUCCACUACCACCAGUACCCAGCCUACAGCUCCUUCAUCACCGUCUGCCACUACCACCACCACCAUAUCUGACAUUGCCGACACCACCAUCGCCACCAUCACGCUCACGUCACCCUCCGCUGCCUCAGCCCAGGGUGAGGAAGAGCAGGACGACUCCCUUAACACCGUGGAGCCUCAGUCGCCUUCUUCAGUCCCCACCGGCCGCCCCGCCAUCGCCUACCCUCUGCCCCCACGCCCCACCUCCUGGCUGAAGCCCUCCAACACCACCAAAAAGCCCAACAGAGUGAUCACUAGGCCCUUCCGACCCGUGAACCCAAGCCCCACACGCUACCGACCCCCGCGGCCACUCAGACCCCUGCUGGACCUGCUAGGGCUGCCCAGACUCCGUCCCAGACCGCGGCCCAAACCCUAUCCUGGCUACACGAUUCGCGUCAAUGGGCCGUCCAGUGCUGAGAACUCUGUGGGGGAAGAGGAUGAAAAAAGAGAAGAGAACAACGAAUUCAUUAACAGCUUUAAGCUCAGGCCGCCGCCACGCCCCGCCCCAGGUCCCCAGAGACUGAGGCCACCGUUGGAUGAAUUGAAAGAUUCCGCCCCGCCCGCCGACAGCCAGCCAUCCGAGUCUGAGAGAGACUCCGUAUUGGAGAACUUAAUGUCACUGCUGCAAGGAGUAAGCGACUACACCGACCCAGAUUCCAACACCAAUCCGUGGUCCACACUCUACCCCUACAGGCACCAGGAGGGCGGGCAGCCAUUCCCGCCCCAACGCAACCCCACCUUCUCCCACCCCAGGCCUGGCGGGCCCGUGGAGGGCCGGCCGUCCGCUCCGCAGACUUUUAGUGGCGAGGCGUCUGUUCCUCAGCGACCACCGUUCGGCCAAUACCCGACGGACUACACUUUGCUGGAAGACUUAGAUGACUACGAGUACGCGCUCUUAGGACACGAGCCCCAUGGAGGCUCCUCGAACACGCUUGAGGGAGGCGACAACAUGAACAUCCCUGAGGGAAGCGGCGACAUGGACACCCUUGAUGGAAGCGGCGACAGCUAUGACAGUGAGGUGUCUGGGGAGACUGACAUGCUGCCCAUCUCGCCAGAAAACGAGACCGCCUUGGCCACGACCUUGGGUGUCCGAGGGAACCAACAGGAGUCUCAUACCACGUGGUCUUCCUCUCCCGCAGAGGAAAACGACUCAACUACCUUGUCUCCAUCCACAUCCUCCACCCACACCCCCUCGGCAACGCCAACCCCAAGUAGCUUCUGGACCGGCGUCCUGAACCGGCUGUACAACCUUCCCAACCUGGUGCCCGACGUACGGCAGCGGCGGCCUACUCUCCACUGAGACGUUCCCGGCCCACUGACAGUCUGCUGUGUCUGUGAUCGAGGCCCCACCAUCUGCCAACGCUAUGGGCAUUCCUUUAGGUUAAGAUGAAGGCAGCGUGUGUGAGGCAACGCUUAGAGGAUGGCGAAUACAUGUAAGGCUUAGCGAUUACUGGACCUUUCGAGCCCUGCUGAUAGAGAACCUGAUAGUGUUAAGACAUAGAUGUGAUAUAGAUGUGCUUCAUGCUAGUAGUUCAUCAUACACACACACACACACACACACACACACACACACACACACACACACACACACACACACACACACACACACACACACACACACACGUGCACACAAGGACAGACAGAGAGGAGACAUGAUAAUGAUGUACAAAUACGUAUUCAGCAACUGCCAUGUCACGAGAAACGAGCCAGGAGGCCACAUUCAAAAUUUGUUAAAGAUAAGAUGAAAAAAAAAUAUGAGAAUAAAGCUUUCCUGACAAAA